Messenger RNA from Amborella trichopoda, 1924 nucleotides. Its product is annotated as Galactose oxidase/kelch repeat superfamily protein. Gene Ontology annotation, molecular function: protein binding. Lineage: Eukaryota; Viridiplantae; Streptophyta; Magnoliopsida; Amborellales; Amborellaceae. The record is from RefSeq and is a predicted model, not a curated record.
CAGUAGUCUCAAAUGCCCCCAUCAGGAAAAAAAAAAACAGAGAUCCCUUCUUCCGAGGCAAAUUUCCUAUCUGAAAAAUUAAUUGAAUUUUGUAUUUUGUAAUUUUUUUUUACAAUGCAUUGGGUUCAGGCAAAUUCAGAAGAUUAUGGUGGAUCACUUCCUCAGGCUCGAAGUGGCCACACUGCUGUAAAUGUGGGGAAAUCGAUGAUUGUGGUGUUUGGAGGUUUUGCUGAGAAGAAAUUCAUUAAUGAUAUCAGUGUUUAUGAUACUGAGAACAAAUUAUGGUUCCGGCCAGAGUGUACAGGCAAUGAGUCCAAUGGACAAGUUGGUCCAUCUCCACGCGCAUUUCAUGUUGCUGUUGCUAUUGAUUGCAACAUGUUUAUUUUUGGUGGACGUUCUGGUAAUAAACGGUUGGGUGAUUUCUGGAUGCUUGAUACAGAUAUCUGGCAGUGGUCAGAAUUAGCUACUUAUGGUGAUUUACCCUCAGCGAGGGACUUUUCUGCUGCAGCAGCCAUUGGGAAUCGAAAAAUUGUUUUAUAUGGUGGCUGGGAUGGUAAAAAAUGGCUCUCAGAUGUGUAUGUUUUGGACACAAUGUCUCUUGAAUGGACAGAGUUAUCUGUUUUGGGUACAUUGCCACCACCUAGAUGCGGGCAUACAGCAACUAUGGUUGAGAAACGUCUGCUUGUUUUUGGUGGAAGAGGGGCUGGUGGUUCGAUCAUGGGUGAUCUAUGGGCUUUCAAGGGUUUGUUCAAAGAAGAGAAUGAGACACCAGGGUGGACACAAUUGAAACUUCCUGGGCAAUCUCCAUCUGCUCGCUGUGGUCACACGAUAACUUUCAAAGGAAAUCAUCUUUUGUUAUUUGGUGGACAUGGCAUGGGUGGUUGGUUGACUCGAUAUGACAUCUAUCACAAUGACUGUACCAUUUUGGAUAGAGUAUCUGUUCAGUGGAAACGCUUAGCUACCAGGAAUGAACCACCCUUGGCUCGAGCGUAUCAUUCUAUGACUUGUGUUGGUUCAAAAUACUUGUUGUUUGGAGGUUAUGAUGGAAAAUCAACGUAUGGAGAUCUUUGGUGGCUGGUACCUGAAGAUGACCCUAUUGCAAAACGAUUUGUCCCAAUUUCUCGUGACCAUAUUCCUGAAAGUAAUCAAGCCUUAGACUCAAGAGAUUCUGUAACUAAGGAAAACCAGGGGGAUGCAUCGCCAAUUGCAGAACUACAAAAAAGACUUGAAAUUCCUAUCUCCCCAUCUUUAAUUAGCAACCUUAGUGUUCUCGAUGUUUCAAGUGACAGAGAAUAUCUGGACCUUUCAUCAAGGAUAGCAAUUAAAGAACAAGUUGCAUCUGGUGAUCCAGUUGCUUUAAUUCAGGCUCUUCGGCAACAUUGGAAGACAUCCACAGCCAGGUCAAUACAGCUGCGGGAACUAGGCCCUUUGCUUCAAGAUUAUCAUCGUCUAAUUAUCCAAUCCCAAAAAAAUGUAGAGUCUAGUGGAGGCCUCAGUGAUUUCGUUCUUUCCAAGCCGCAAGUUCGCCGUUUUUAUCAUGUUAGAAAUGCUUCUCAGUUACGUAUGGAUGACAUUCCGAAGCUGCUUGGUGAAUACAAACAAUUGGUCGAAAGUGGAGGCGUUGAUUAACAUGCUACUUAAAGCUUGUGAACAUGGUCUUCAAUCUCGUGUAUCUAUCUGCCUCCUCUGUACUACCAAUGCAGGCCUUGUUCGAGCAUUUCGUCUUUACUCAUGUAACAAUUGACUGUUUUCAACUACAAAUUAGCACUUGGUUUGGGACGUGGACUUUGUAUAUAUCGGGAGAUUACUUGGUUGGGCUUCUGCAUUUGGAGAAAGGAGAAGUUUAGAUGAGGUCCUAUUCAGAUGUACUUGCCUUUCAAAAAUUGAUGUUAGGGAUAGUUCUAGAAUUUGAAACACAUCCAAA